AUGUCGCGAGGAGGUUUCAGAGGAAAAUCACAAUUUGACCGAAUGAUCGACGAUUAUGGUUUUGGAGGAAAAGUUGUCAAGGAUAUGAGUUUAUAUCCACGCCUCGAAGUAGCUCCAUUUCCGUUUCCAAAAAUCGACGAGUACGUCGACUACCGCGAGAAAACAUGCUGCGAGAUAUCCGCCCUGAUGACGGACAGAUUUCGCGAUUCGCCAAAUUUCCAUGCCCGGGAGUCGCUGGAAACACCAGAUGUUGAACGAUACAAUGAAAAUAUUCAGCUCAAGUCAGUCUUCAAGCCUGAUUACGACCGAAUCCCGCUGGAGCUUCAUCCCGACUACAAAAAGAUCCGAGCUGCGGAACGAAAGAGAAAGGCCCUGGAAGAACGAAAGGCGGCAAAACGACUGAUGUUGGAGAACAUCACGACUGAAGGAAACGCUGGAGAACUGACAGAGAAAGAGAAAGAAGAGCUACUGGGAUUUGGAAACGCGCAGGUGGAAGAUGUGGAUGUGAAAAUGGGCGAAGCGCACUACACGGAUGAUUCGGAAGACGGACAUGUUUCGGAUGAUAACUUAGAGGAUGAUCAGGGAGAUUAUGGAGAUUCGCAUUUUGACAAUGGAGAAGAAGAUACGGACAUCUAA
Oikopleura dioica is the source of this 636-nucleotide messenger RNA. The record is from the annotation of a GenBank genome assembly. NCBI's taxonomy places the organism in Eukaryota, Metazoa, Chordata, Appendicularia, Copelata, Oikopleuridae.